CGUAAGUCCAAAUGGCAAGACCAUCCCAUCCCUUGAUGCAUCAAGGUAAUGUAAUACAAAUAUCAAGAUCAUGCAAGUAGGAUCAUACCUACUUCUCAAAUCACCUAUGCAAAAUGGCAUCUAAUCAACCUACAACAACCGCGGCUAAGCAACUGUCGAUGAUGACAAAGAUAUCACCACAUGUAUAUUUCUAUGAACCCGAGACGGCUGCUACACAGGAAUCUUCCGACCGGAAAACGCCGAAACUCAUUCUUAUUGCAUCGUGGAUGGACGCCCGAGACUUACAUAUUGCCAAAUAUAUUACACGCUACCAAGUCAUAUAUCCUACAUCGAAGAUUCUACUAGUUAGAUUUUUCUUCAAGCAUCUGGCCUCCCCAUCAGAGGCAGAGAAAACCGUUGUGCCUGCCCUUGAAUACAUCCGGUCUCAAAUUGAUUCAGGAGCCUUGUCGGCUUCACCCGCGCGACCCGAAAUCCUUGUGCACGUAUUUUCAAACGGUGGUUUGGCCAGUACGCGGACACUAUACGAACUAUUCCGAUCUCAAACAGGCCGGAAUUUUCCCAUCCAUACGGCAGUAUACGAUUCAUGUCCGGGGUUGCAUUCUUUUAGAACAUCGUAUAAUGUCUUCAUGGUCAACUUUCGAAAAGGUAUCCUUCGGCUUGUUGCGAUACCAUUCGUAGUUGCAUUCGUUACUUGGAUUUGGGUUUGGUAUAGGCCUCUGAAAUUUAUCGCUGGCGAAGAUAUCCUUUCCAAGAAUUCAAGGCUCCAUAACGACCUAGCCUUAAUCAGACAGACAAAUCGUUCAUACGUAUAUGGCAAGGCUGAUGCCAUGGUGGAUUGGAGGCAUGUGGAGAAGCAUGCAGAACAAGCCGCGGCAAAAGGGCUUGCGGUGCGAAAAGAAUUAUUCGAACAUAGUCCACAUGUAUCACACAUGAGAACCGAUGGCGAAAGGUACUGGAAUAUUGUUACAGAGACUUGGGAGAAAUCUAUGGCGAAGGCUUAGUCUGACUUCGAGACCCCGAGAUUCAUUAGAGCAAAGUGGUGAUGAAAGAUAAGUACUUACCUACCUACCUGCAAUCCUGUAUAUUACCCGUUGAAUUCAUAUUCAAGAGACCGUUAAUUCUAUACCUAAUAGAUUAAUAGAUAUAAUUUACAGCUGUCUAGAAUAUCACAACGAAUUGGUGUCGUUGUGCUUUACCAAACUAAGGUCAUUUUGCGAGAUCGCGAAUCCCUGCUAUAUCCUUAUUCAGUAAAUCCGCUAUCGCAUCG
Messenger RNA from Hypoxylon trugodes, 1267 nucleotides. RefSeq lists its product as uncharacterized. The transcript has 3 exons. Bases 114 to 1001 code for a protein of 295 amino acids. The record is from RefSeq and is a predicted model, not a curated record. NCBI's taxonomy places the organism in Eukaryota, Fungi, Ascomycota, Sordariomycetes, Xylariales, Hypoxylaceae.